Messenger RNA from Panthera uncia (snow leopard), 3322 nucleotides. It is a transcript of the gene ESF1, whose product is annotated as ESF1 nucleolar pre-rRNA processing protein homolog. The transcript has 14 exons. Gene Ontology annotation, biological process: rRNA processing. Bases 197 to 2749 code for a protein of 850 amino acids. Gene Ontology annotation, molecular function: RNA binding. NCBI's taxonomy places the organism in Eukaryota, Metazoa, Chordata, Mammalia, Carnivora, Felidae. The record is from RefSeq and is a predicted model, not a curated record. Gene Ontology annotation, cellular component: nucleus.
UUUUCCCUUGCCAUUCCGGUCUCGUUUUUCAGACUUCCUUGAUCCUCCCCAGGGUCCUUUUGAGGCACCUCAGUCCGUAGCUGUGCCCUGAGGUUUAAGGUUGGGUAGGAGAUCGUCGUUCUGGGACCACCCUGGUGUUCUCCGCGUUAGAGGUGUUUGAUUUCUUCAAAGCAUUUGUCCAGUCAGACAUUUAAAAAUGGCAUCCAAAGAAGAAAUAAUGAGUGACCAGCGGUUUAGGAGGGUUACAAAGGACCCAAGAUUUUGGGAAAUGCCAGAAAAGGAUCGAAAAGUCAAAAUUGACAAGAGAUUUCGAGCAAUGUUUCAUGACAAAAGGUUCAAGUUGAAUUAUGCUGUGGAUAAAAGAGGACGCCCCAUCAACCACAGCACUACAGAGGACUUGAAGCGUUUUUAUGACCUUUCAGAUUCUGAUUCAGAUCUAUCUUAUGAAGAUGAUAAAGCAUUGAACCAAAAGAAAAGGAAGAAGAAAAAACCCCAGACUAACAACAAAAUAGAAUCAAAAAAUCUAGUUGAAGAGAAAAAGAAAGAAAGCAAAAAAAUUAAUCAAAAGGAUUCUGGAGAUAAAAAUGAUUUGGAUAAUUCUGACAGAAUUCAGAAAAUGGAAAAGUCAUGCAAAUCUAAGAAGGUAGAUUCAAAAAUAAGUUCUAAGAAAAACAGAGAAGAAUUUACACAGAAAAGUACAACAGGGAAAAAAAACAUUGUUCAACAUAGUACAGACUCAUGUCCCAAAGGAAAAGUAGACUUGGGCGUCUCUGAAAUUGUGAAAUCUCCCAAGCUCCAGUACUCUAAGACAAGAAGAGAAAUGCUAUCAGUGGUUUCGCUAAUGGCAAGAGACAGUGAUGGUUAUGAAAACUCGACAGGUGGUAAGAGGUUUGACAAAGAUGCUCUGGAGGAAGAAUCAGAAAGUGCUAGUGAAAUAGGUGAUGAAGAAUCUGAAGAUGAAAUUACAGGCAUUGGUAGAAGUUCAACUGAUGAUGAUGAUGAUGAUGAUGUUGAUGGAAAUGAAAAUGAUGAGGAGGAGGAUGAAGAUGAGGAGAGUGAGAAUGAUGAUGAAAGUGACAGUGGUCCUGAUCUUGCAAGGGGUAAAGGAAAUAUAGAAACUAGUUCUGAAGAUGAAGAAGAUAUGGCAGAUUUACUGCCAGAGGACUCUGGUUUUGAGCAUGCUUGGAGAGAAUUAGAUAAAGAUGCUCCUCGGGCUGAUGAGAUUACACGUCGAUUAGCUGUUUGCAACAUGGACUGGGACAGAUUAAAGGCAAAAGAUUUGCUGGCUUUGUUUAAUUCAUUUAAACCUAAAGGAGGUGUUAUAUUUUCUGUAAAGAUAUAUCCUUCAGAAUUUGGAAAGGAGAGGAUGAAGGAAGAGCAAGUUCAAGGACCAGUAGAGUUAUUAAGUAUACCUGAAGAUGCCCCUGAAAAGGACUGGACUUCUAGAGAAAAACUGAGAGAUUAUCAAUUCAAACGACUCAAGUACUAUUAUGCAGUAGUAGACUGUGAUUCCCCUGAAACAGCUGGCAAAAUUUAUGAGGAUUGUGACGGCCUGGAAUUUGAAAGUAGUUGUUCAUUCAUAGAUCUAAGGUUUAUACCAGAUGAUAUUACCUUUGAUGAUGAGCCCAAGGACAUAGCCUCAGAAGUGGAUUUAACAGCAUAUAAACCAAAAUAUUUCACAUCUGCUGCGAUGGGAACCUCAACGGUGGAAAUCACUUGGGAUGAGACUGAUCAUGAAAGAAUUACAACACUCAACAGGAAGUUUAAAAAGGAAGAGCUUUUGGACAUGGAUUUUCAAGCUUACUUAGCUUCCUCUAGUGAAGAUGAAGAGGAGAUAGAAGAGGAGCUACAAGGUGAUGAUAAAGUCAAUAUGGAAGAAGAUGGGAAAACAAAGAAAAGUCAGAAGGAUGAUGAAGAACAAAUUGCUAAAUACAAACAGCUCUUGCAAGUUAUUCAAGAAAAAGAAAAGAAAGGCAAAGAAAAUGAUAUGGAAAUGGAAAUUAAGUGGGUUCCAGGUCUGAAAGAAAGUGCAGAAGAGAUGGUGAGAAACAAACUGGAAGGAAAAGAUAAACUGACCCCUUGGGAACAAUUUUUAGAGAAAAAGAAAGAGAAGAAAAGACUGAAAAAGAAACAAAAGGCUCUUGCUGAAGAGGCCAGUGAAGAUGAACUUCCCUCUGAUGUUGAUCUGAAUGACCCAUACUUUGCCGAAGAAAUUACAAAAAUAGGUAUAAAAGAAAAGAAAAAAUCAGUGAAAUCUACAAAAGAUGGCAUAUCUCCAGUGGAAGAAGCUGAAAUAGAAAGACAAAAGGCUGAAAUGGCUCUGCUCAUGAUGGACGAGGAGGAAGAGAGCAAGAAACACUUCAAUUAUAAUAAGAUUGUAGAGCACCAGAAUCUAAGCAAAAAGAAGAAAAAACUGCUGAUGAAAAAGAAGGAAUUAUUAGAGGAUGACUUUGAGGUAAAUGUUAAGGAUGCACGGUUUCAGGCAAUGUAUACUUCCCACUUGUUCAAUUUGGAUCCUUCAGAUCCUAAUUUCAAGAAAACAAAAGCUAUGGAAAAAAUCCUUGAGGAGAAAGCCCGGCAGAGAGAACAGAAAGAACAAGAACUUACUCAGGCAAUAAAGAAAAAAGAGAGUGAAAUUCAAAAGGAAUCACAAAAGAGGUCCAUUGAUCCUGCCUUGUCAAUGUUGAUUAAAUCUGUAAAAAACAAAACAGAGCAGUUUCAAGCAAGAAAAAAACAAAAAGUCAAAUAGCUGUUUGUUGUUUCUUUUUGGAUUGAGAAUGUGUUCUCCUAAAGUGUACUGAAGUGAUAGAGGGAAUAUUUAUUGGGAACAAAGCUUUCUUUCAAGAAUAUGAAUAAAAUCUUAUUCUGACAGUUGUAAAAUUUCUUCCCCUAUACAACAGUUUGACUUAAUUGUGGAUGAUUGACAGAUUUGUUCUGUAUGUUUCCACAGAUUAAUCAUAAUUAAUUUAAUUAAACUGAAAUACAAGAUUUAUAAAAUUUUUGUAUUUUAUGAAAUUGAGUCAUACUAGUAGAAAAUUACUCUUGUCCUAAUUUUUUAAAAGAUUAUUUACAAUUCUAUAUAAAAAUAGAGCAGUGCCCAGUUGUUAAGUCUGAAUAAGAGUUAGGAACAAUUUGAAAAUAUGUAGAUGCAAUAUGUUAAUUUCUCUGGAAAAGGAGGCAGAUUUAGGUAUCUAUGUAAAUUUAUUUUUCUGGCCAUAAUGGAUAGAAGCCAAUAACUUCAUUGUUUGUUCAUGUUUAUUAUAGUUUGUUUAUGAAAUUAAUUUGUAAAUAAAAGUAUAAAAUAUUUUUAUUAUUUUGCGUA